UUUCAGAUAUGGAUAGUCUUUUGGAAAUACAAAGUUACCAAAAAAAAACACGGCUACCCUUUCAAUGUCAGUGAAGAUCGAUCCUUCUUCAUUAUGUGCUUCUGUUGCUGCUGUUAAAUGUUGUGAUAUUUGCCAUUCAACUUCACUCCAACAAGAAGCACAAAUCUUGACAACUCUCAAAGGUUGUCCUUACGUCGUACAAUUUUUUGGAGCAGACGUCAGCAUCGACAAUAGUAAUAUUCCAACUUACAAUCUGUUUCUUGAAUAUGCAUCUGGUGGAUCGCUGCACGAUUUGAUCAACAAUUACAAGAGAGGAAUGAGAAAGAUGUCAGAAUUGGAAGUAGGUAUCUAUGCCUAUCAACUCUUAAAGGGCAUUCAACACAUUCAUAAGAUAGGGUGGGUUCAUUGUGAUAUUAAACCCGCUAAUGUUUUGGUUUUCAAUAAUGCUGAACGUGGUGGGAUGCACAAGUUGAAGUUGGCUGACUUUGGAUUGUCGUUGAGAGUUGCGGAAAGAAUGGCAUACAUGACUGGAAAAACAUUGAGCAAUCGAGGGACACUACUUUACGCGCCCCCAGAAUCUUUGACCAGUGGUUUUCAUUCCAAAGCUUAUGAUAUAUGGUCACUGGGGUGCACCGUGGCAGAGAUGAUGACUGGGAGCCGCGUUUGGAUUUAUCGCAACACUAAGGAUUUGCAAUCGCAGAUUAUGAAUGAAUACCCCAUGAUUCGGGGUAAUGUUUCUGAUAUUGCCAAAGAUUUUUUACAAAAAUGUUUGAUAAAGGAUCCUCUAAGAAGAUGGACGUCAGAACAACUACUCCAGCAUCCAUUUAUUCAGCAAGCUUUAUUAUGUAGUCGGAUGCAAGGGAGAACAGCAAGGGUUAAUCCAUUAGGUUGCCAAAUUCCAUUUCGAGGAUACAAUGAAGCGAAUAAGAUCACUGCAAAAGCACUUAUAUUAUAGGAGUAGUACCUUAGCAAGAUCUCAUGGGAUGUUACUUUGUAUUUCUUUCUAUCAAUAUGAAUAUGAAAUCAAUGGCUUUCAAACAUUACAAGAUGUAAUAGUAGCUUGUAGAGUGU
Molecule: messenger RNA, 1071 nt
Organism: Solanum dulcamara
Lineage: Eukaryota; Viridiplantae; Streptophyta; Magnoliopsida; Solanales; Solanaceae
Product: mitogen-activated protein kinase kinase kinase 20-like
Exons: 2
Coding region: 65-955 (296 amino acids)
Biological process (GO): protein phosphorylation
Molecular function (GO): protein kinase activity; ATP binding
Source: RefSeq, a predicted model, not a curated record